Messenger RNA from Melospiza melodia melodia, 1526 nucleotides. RefSeq names its product complexin 4 (gene CPLX4). The transcript has 3 exons. Gene Ontology annotation, cellular component: SNARE complex; terminal bouton. The record is from RefSeq and is a predicted model, not a curated record. NCBI's taxonomy places the organism in Eukaryota, Metazoa, Chordata, Aves, Passeriformes, Passerellidae. Gene Ontology annotation, biological process: regulation of neurotransmitter secretion; neurotransmitter transport; synaptic vesicle exocytosis. Bases 1 to 483 code for a protein of 160 amino acids. Gene Ontology annotation, molecular function: syntaxin binding.
AUGGCCUUUCUAAUGAAAAGUAUGUUGAGCAACCAGGUAAAGAAUUUGGGACUUGGAGGUGGAGGGGACGAAAGCAAAGAAGAAAGCACCCCUUCUGAUCCAGCAGCAGCUGCAGGAAUGACCAGAGAGGAGUAUGAGGAAUAUCAAAAGCAAAUGGUUGAGGAGAAGAUGGAAAGAGAUGCAGCAUUUGCACAGAAAAAAGCAGAGCGAGCUGUUCUGAGGGUUCACCUGAGAGAAAAGUACAGACUGCCCAAGAGUGAAUUGGAUGAGAAUCAAAUACAGAUGGCUGGAGAUGAUGUGGGAUUGCCAGAAGACCUUCAGAAGAUGGUGGCAGAAGAUCAGGAGGAGGAAGAAGACAAGGACUCUAUCCUGGGCCAGCUGCAGAACAUCCAGAAUAUGGACAUGGAUGCCAUCAAAGAGAAGGCACAAGCCACCUUCACUGAGAUGAAACAGGCAGCUGAGCAGAAAUGUUCCAUGAUGUAGAAGAGCCACCACUGCCCAAAGGCUGUAACUUCAGUCUUGUGUUGCUGGGGAUGCAGAGGGAGAGCAGGCAGAGGGAAGCCCUUAGCUCUAGAGCAUUCAAUGUAAAUAUAGAAAAGUGAUGAGAGAGAGACUUAAAACCCUGAGGGGAGAGUAAAAUUUUACCUGCUGGGACUGCCUAGAACAAAGUUAGAAUUGAUCCUCAGUUUUUAACAUAACUUUUUCCCCCAUGGAAAAAAUGGCUUUAAAACAAUUAAUAUUGGAAAACAAAUGUGCCUUUUUCCAUUUUUUCCACAUGACUGAAAUGCUAUUAAAUGUGUAUGUUUGAACAAAAUCGUACUUCUGAUACAUCACAUAGAGGUAACCACUCAUUUAAUCCUGCUUUCAGAAAUAAACAUACAUAUUUCCUAUAAGAACAUGUCUGUUUCAAGCAUCUUGAGGCAAACACAGCGCUCAGAUAUUGACAUUUGCUGCAAAACCUUGAUUUUUAGAAUCCUCUCAGUAUUAAGUGUAGCAAAAGGCAAAAAGUGAAGCAUGUAACUCAACAGCUUGGGCCAAAACUGUUGUCAUAUACACUGAGUGGGGGCUUGGAGGAAAUAAGGCUUGGUGGCUCUCAGUGAGCUCUGCUCUGGGGCAAUGCAGGCUUCUCCAGUCUGCUUUCACUCCCCAGCCUCUCAAAGCACUUCAAACACCAAGGGACAGCAGUGGCUCUCUGCUUGUCUGCUCUCUGUGCCAAAUUCUGGGGCUGGCGGUGCCGGCGCAGGGCCAAAAGCAGCUCCCCACACUGGUUCUGGGAGUUGUCUCCAACGAAGGCUAAAUGUGGAAGGUUAUGCCAGGGUGGGGCACCUAAACCUAAGGAAAGCCAUAGUUCUCACUAAUGUUAAAUCUGCCUGUGCCUAGGGGACAUGCAGGCUGCUACUCCCAAGGAAUUCUAGAAAAUUAAUGGCUUUGUAAGUUCUCCAAGAGCUAGCCUGGAAAUUAAAUUUGGAAAUUAAUACAUGUAGCACCUUCCUACAGGUUUAUAAGUCUCUUUCUCUCUCUCUCUC